UUAAAUAAAAUCAGUUUCCUACUCUGCUUUGCUGUAACUCUGACUAUCAACUCGGUGAUUUUUUAAAAAAGAAAAAAAAUAUGCCCAAGAUCUACGUGAAAUCGUCAAAUCAGCAGCCAGAGGAUAGUAGAGAAAAUUGUACGCGAAAAGAAAACGAUGAUGAAUAUGCCUGGCCUGUAUUUACGCAAACGACUUCGCUACAUGGGAUUAAACACGCCUUUGAAGAUAGCCAUCAUAUACUCAGAAGGAUAAUCUGGUUGAUUGGGGUUUUUGGUAUGAUAUCAGCACUACUUUAUGUCAUCAGUAGUCUGGUCAUUGAUUACUAUAAAUAUCCCUACACUAAUUCACUUAAAAUAUCCGUGGUAGACAGAAUUGACUAUCCGCAAGUUACAAUAUGUAACAUAUCUCCUUUCAACGCUUCAUACUUACCGAAGACAAACGAAAUGAACAACGUAUUGAUAAACAUGUCGGCACUUGGCAAUUUAGCGUCACCCAUCAACUUUUCUGCACCAGAAUACGACUUUGCUAAUGUACCCCUAACAAGAGAGUUUUAUCAACAGGUAGCAUUUACGCUGCCAAAAAUGAUUCAGGACUGUUUCUUCGAGGGUUCCUAUAGGCCGUGUUUACAUGUCUUCAAACCUAAGAUUACGGACGCAGGUGUAUGUUUCAGCGCAAAAUCAAUAGACAACAUUUCAACGAAUCUGACGGGGAGUCAGUUAGGACUACGUUUGCACCUAUUCGUAGACCAAUCAAAUUAUAUCCCCAGUUUCCAGAUGGGAGCUGGAUUUAAGAUUGUACUUCAUGACCCAGAUGAAGAACCAGAUUUCAAUAACAACGGUUUUUUGGUGUCACCCGGAUUCACAACUUAUGCCAGUGUUAAAAAGAUCAAAUAUCGACAUUUACCAAGUCCAUUUAAAGCAUUUGGCACCAUAACCUGUCUUGAUACCAAGGCCCCAAGUUACAACCACACUUUGAAGAAUUCAGAAAAAUACGACGUCACGUCUUGCAAGAAAGAGUGUCGACUGAAAUAUCUGCUGGAAAAAUGUCAUUGUGUCUACUACACUGAUUACGGUAAUGAUACACUAUGUAGCUUAAGAGAAUUAUCUACGUGUUAUAAUAAAGAAAGAGAUUAUUUUAACCAAAUGAGUAACAAAUUGUGCAACUGCCCUAAACCAUGCGAAUCUACCAGCUAUGAAGUACAACUUUCGACAGCUUACUACCCAUCACGUGUUAUGCAGAAUAUUUUAGAAUUGGCUUAUAACGUUUCCGAUUGGAGUACUAAUUAUGCUGAAGUACGAAUCUUCUACGAGAAUUUGGUAGAAACUGAAUCAAGCCAGGUUCCAGUGUAUAACUUAGAUAAUAUUCUGGCUACCCUAGGUGGCCAGAUGGGAAUCUUUUUGGGAGCAAGUGUUUUGACAAUUUCUGAAUUCUUGGAGUAUGUGGCAUUAAAAAUAUGGCGCUUAAUCAGCAGGUGUUUGUGGUCGAGACCCAAGUUUUCAGGUACGAAGUGAUCGUCGAAGUAGCUAUAGACAAAUGAAAGGAGAUUAUGUAGUUAAAUAUUAGGGACAAUUCCAAUUUGUAAGCACUUUUAAAAUGUAGUAUUUUAUUAUUUUUUACAGUAUAUCCAUUUAAAUAGCUGUGUAUAUCUAAAUUUACCAUUUUAAAAACCUAGCACCUUGUGAUGUAAAAGUCAUAUCCGCACAUAAACUAAUAUAACACCCUA
This is a messenger RNA of Patella vulgata (common limpet), 1723 nucleotides long. Its product is annotated as acid-sensing ion channel 4. The coding region runs from base 81 to 1511 and encodes 476 amino acids. The transcript has 8 exons. The record is from RefSeq and is a predicted model, not a curated record. NCBI's taxonomy places the organism in Eukaryota, Metazoa, Mollusca, Gastropoda, Patellidae. Gene Ontology annotation, biological process: sodium ion transport. Gene Ontology annotation, molecular function: sodium channel activity. Gene Ontology annotation, cellular component: membrane.